Messenger RNA from Prunus mume (Japanese apricot), 1091 nucleotides. RefSeq lists its product as uncharacterized. Gene Ontology annotation, molecular function: protein binding. The record is from RefSeq and is a predicted model, not a curated record. Lineage: Eukaryota; Viridiplantae; Streptophyta; Magnoliopsida; Rosales; Rosaceae.
GCUCCAAGAAAUUGCCGAGUAGAAAGAGCUUUCUGGAAAAGCAGUUGCCGCAGCCAAAAUCCUUAACCCUUUUGCGUUUCUCUUCUGUUCGUAGGAAUUGAUUUCCUGAGAUAAGCACAAGUAUGCUGAUAGAAGACGAAGAGACAGAAAGGCAUAGCGAUGUGAAUCCCUCAAAACCCUCGUCUUCCACCAACAAAGAUGUCUCUGAUGGCUUCGAAACUGCCAGCGACGGCGAACUUGGACCCAAUGGUAGCGACAACGACCACGAAACCCAACAACAGCACCAAGUCCAAGAGGAGCAGCAGAGUCUCUCUCAGACCGACGACCUGAAACAGAAAGCAUUUGAACAAGCAAAUGAUGUCAAAUUGGAAGGCAAUAGACUGUUUGGCAGUGGGCAAUAUGAAGAGGCAUUAUCACAGUAUGUGCUUGCUUUACACCUUGCACCCGACAUGCCAUUAUCUGUGGAAUUACGUUCAAUAUGUCACGCAAACAGUGCAAUAUGCUUCUCGAAAUUGGGAAAAUAUGAGGACGCAAUCAAGGAAUGCACAAAAGCGCUAGAACUAAAUCCUUCAUAUAUGAAAGCUCUGCUUAGAAGAGCAGAAGCACAUGAAAAACUAGAGCAUUUUGACGAGGCUAUUGCCGACAUGAAAAAAAUCUUGGAACUUGAUCCUUCAAAUGACCAAGCCAAGAAGACCAUUCACCGCUUGGGGCCGCUGGCUGAAGAAAAGAGAGAAAAGAUGAAAGAGGAGAUGAUUGGGAAGCUGAAAGAUAUGGGCAACUCUUUGUUAGGCCGUUUCGGAAUGAGCGUUGACAACUUCAAAGCUGUCAAAGAUCCAAACACUGGCUCCUAUUCUCUUUCAUUCCAACGUUAGUAUGGUUGUGGUAAUAUCCUACAAUGUGGAAAGAAUCAGGUUGGUGACGUGGCAAGGAGUAGAGGGUUUGUUGUGCAUGCAGGAUUAGUAACUACAAGUAAAUGAAGAGUUGAUAAGAGUUGAUAAAAUCAUUUGCGGAUAGUAUUACCUUUCAUGAAUUUUGAGGUAUUACGGUUUCUAUAUAUGAAUGCAAUUGUUACUUGAUCAUCAUUCACUGCA